UUCUAGGCCCAUACUCGGAAGCUUUCCAGAUUUAUCUAUUCCCCUGUACAAAAGCAUAGUCUCUUCGUUUCUCAUCUCCAUCAUACGAACAAACACCUUCUGUAUUCUGCAAUUGACACACACACAUUUUCACACUCACACGCUCUCAAACAAACAAUCAACCAAUUUUCAUCUGAUCAAAGUUUUGGUUGAAGUAGUGGUUUGUUGGCAAUGGAUCCUGGAAAAUUUACACACAAAACAAAUGAAGCUCUGUCUGGGGCUCACGAGCUUGCGAUGAAUGCGGGCCAUGUGCAAUUCACUCCGCUUCAUAUUGCAGUGUCUCUGAUCUCUGAUCCUAAUGGCAUUUUUCGACAAGCUGUAGCUAAUGCUGGUGGUAGUGAGGAGGCAGCGAAUUCUGUUGAAAGGGUUCUCAAUCAGGCUCUGAAAAAGAUUCCCUCUCAGUCACCUGCACCGGACCAAAUUCCUGCAAGUACUUCUUUGAUCAAGGUUAUUAGGCGAGCACAAUCAGCUCAGAAGUCGCGAGGGGAUACUCAUUUGGCGGUUGAUCAGUUGAUUUUGGGCCUUUUGGAGGAUUCUCAGGUGGCUGAUCUUUUUAAAGAAGCUGGGGUUAGUGCGGCGAAAAUUAAGGCAGAGGUUGAGAAGCUUCGCGGAAAGGAAGGGAAGAAGGUGGAGAGUGCUACUGGGGAUACUAAUUUUCAGGCGCUGAAGACGUAUGGACGAGACCUUGUGGAGCAAGCAGGGAAGCUUGAUCCGGUUAUUGGAAGGGAUGAGGAGAUUCGGAGAGUUGUAAGGAUUCUUUCGAGGAGGACUAAGAAUAAUCCUGUCCUAAUUGGGGAGCCCGGAGUGGGCAAAACUGCUGUUGUUGAGGGUUUAGCUCAGAGGAUUGUUAGGGGAGAUGUUCCGAGUAAUCUUUCUGAUGUGAGGCUAAUUGCGUUGGACAUGGGGGCUUUAGUUGCUGGGGCCAAAUAUAGAGGAGAGUUUGAAGAAAGGCUGAAAUCUGUGUUGAAAGAAGUUGAAGAUGCUGAUGGGAAAGUGAUCCUAUUCAUUGAUGAGAUUCACCUUGUUCUAGGUGCUGGUCGGGCAGAAGGGUCGAUGGAUGCAGCGAAUUUGUUCAAGCCAAUGCUUGCGAGAGGGCAGCUGCGAUGCAUUGGGGCUACAACUUUGGAGGAAUACAGGAAAUAUGUGGAAAAAGAUGCUGCCUUUGAGAGGCGUUUCCAACAAGUCUAUGUAGCAGAACCUAGUGUACUUGACACGAUUAACAUCCUCCGGGGCCUGAAGGAGAGGUAUGAAGGACAUCAUGGUGUUCGAAUUCAGGACAGAGCUCUUGUUAAUGCAGCACAGUUGUCAAGCCGAUACAUAACUGGGAGACAUUUGCCUGACAAGGCAAUUGAUCUAAUUGAUGAAGCUUGUGCAAAUGUAAGGGUGCAGCUUGAUAGUCAGCCCGAAGAAAUAGAUAAUCUGGAGAGGAAGAGAAUGCAGUUAGAAAUUGAGCUUCAUGCCCUUGAGAAAGAGAAGGACAAAGUUAGCAAAGCUCGGGUUGGAGAAGUGAAAAAGGAGCUUGAUGAUCUACGUGAUAAGCUUCAGCCACUAAUGAUGAAAUACAAAAAGGAGAAAGAGAGGAUUGAUGAGAUUCGCAGACUCAAGCAAAAGAGAGAGGAGCUAAAUUUUGCAGCUCAAGAAGCUGAAAGGAGGAGUGAUUUGGCUAGGGUUGCAGAUCUGAGAUACGGAGCACUUAUGGAAGUGGAGAGUGCAUUAGCAAGGCUUGAAGGGAAUACAGAUGAAAACGUAAUGCUCACAGAAACUGUUGGUCCAGAGCAAAUUGCAGAAGUUGUGAGUCGGUGGACUGGUAUUCCUGUUACAAGGCUAGGACAGAAUGAGAAAGACAGGUUGAUUGGUCUUGCUGAUAGGCUCCACGGAAGGGUGGUGGGCCAAGAUCAAGCUGUUAGUGCUGUUGCAGAAGCUGUUCUUAGGUCCAGGGCAGGACUGGCAAGGGCACAGCAGCCAACCGGUUCAUUCCUCUUCUUGGGUCCGACUGGUGUUGGGAAGACGGAGCUUGCUAAGGCUCUCGCAGAACAACUCUUUGACGAUGAUAAACUUUUGAUCAGGAUUGAUAUGUCAGAGUAUAUGGAGCAGCACUCGGUUGCUCGAUUAAUUGGAGCUCCACCAGGCUAUGUUGGGCAUGAGGAAGGUGGGCAACUUACUGAAGCUGUGAGGAGGCGGCCUUAUAGUGUUGUACUCUUUGAUGAAAUAGAGAAAGCUCAUGGUAGUGUUUUUAAUACAUUACUUCAAGUAUUGGAUGAUGGGAGGUUAACGGAUGGCCAGGGCCGCACUGUGGACUUCACCAACACUGUGAUCAUAUUGACUUCGAAUCUUGGUGCUGAAUAUCUCUUGUCUGGAUUGAUGGGCAAGUGUACAAUGGCUGAUGCUCGUAAUAUGGUCAUGCAAGAAGUGAAAAGAAACUUUAAGCCGGAGCUACUAAAUAGGCUUGAUGAGAUUGUGGUUUUUGAUCCACUUUCUCAUGAUCAACUAAGAAAGGUUGCUAGGCUUCAGUUAAAGGAUGUUGCUAGUCGCCUGGCGGAGAUGGGUGUUGCUUUAGGUGUUUCUGAAUCAGCACUAGAUGUCAUACUCGCAGAGAGUUAUGAUCCGGUUUAUGGAGCUAGGCCGAUUAGGAGAUGGCUAGAGAAGAAAGUGGUGACCGAGUUAUCAAAAAUGCUUGUGAAGGCGGAGAUAGAUGAGAACUCCACCGUGUACAUCGAUGCUGAUCUAACCGGAAAAGAGCUGAGCUAUAGAGUGGAGAAGAAUGGCGGGCUUGUGAAUGCCGUCACCGGACAGAAGUCCGACAUACUAAUCCAAAUUCCCAAUGGACCUCGGAAUGAAGCUGCACAGGCAGUAAAGAAGAUGAGAAUCGAGGAAAUAGAAGACGAUGAUGAGAUGGAUCAAGAGUAGAUAGUCUGAGCCUGUUUUUGUUGGUGAAUCUUCUCUAAUGCAGUGAUGUGAAUCUGUUUUGUACUUGUGAUAAAGUUGUUCAACGGGGCUAGAAUUUACCCCUUUUUAUGCGUCUGCAAGUUUGUGUAAUAAAAUGUAACAUUUCUAUUUAA
Molecule: messenger RNA, 3098 nt
Organism: Daucus carota subsp. sativus
Lineage: Eukaryota; Viridiplantae; Streptophyta; Magnoliopsida; Apiales; Apiaceae
Product: chaperone protein ClpB1
Exons: 6
Coding region: 211-2946 (911 amino acids)
Biological process (GO): cellular response to heat
Cellular component (GO): cytoplasm
Molecular function (GO): ATP binding; ATP hydrolysis activity
Source: RefSeq, a predicted model, not a curated record